Messenger RNA from Penicillium longicatenatum, 1512 nucleotides. RefSeq lists its product as uncharacterized. Lineage: Eukaryota; Fungi; Ascomycota; Eurotiomycetes; Eurotiales; Aspergillaceae. Bases 1 to 1512 code for a protein of 503 amino acids. The transcript has 2 exons. The record is from RefSeq and is a predicted model, not a curated record.
AUGGGCAUAUUCUCGAUUUUCGGCCGCAAGCGACCAGCAACAAUUCCUACGGAUCGCAUUAUUCCUAUGCGAUACUGGGAUGACUUGGGCUACCUGCGCAGUAUUGCUCAUAACUUCACGCUCCGCUUCGAUGAUGUGCUCGAUGUCUCUAAACUUGACUCUUCGCUUCAUAGGUUAAUGGAGAUUGGUGACUGGGGUCAACUUGGUGCUCGCCUAAGACUGAACCUGACAGAUUCCAAGGAUGAGGGAAGGUUGGAGUAUCAUAUACCAGCAAGAUACGACAAAAGCCGGCCACCAUUUAUAUUUACCAGCGCGAAGUACGACAUGAGCAUUUAUGAGCACCCAUUGGGUACCAAAUUGCCCAAGUGCGGUCAAGAUCAAUCGGUGCUAUCACCCAGUCCCGCGGAGUUCGCACCGUUGAUCCUGGGCCCCGAUACCCCAGUAGAGCUGGGUGAUUGGAUAUAUACCGAUCUUCCACAGAUGGUAUAUCAUGUGGUGGUGUUCAAAGACGCGACACUUCUCACCUUUAGCUCUUUGCACACAUUUGUGGAUGCCAUUGGGAAGUCGAGUAUUUUCAAAGCCUGGAUUGCAGUCAUGGAAGGACGCGAGGAAGAAAUUCCGCCAUUUUUCUCUUUUGAACAUGAUCCCACAGAGGAUCUGGGCGUGGACUAUACCGGAGAGAAUUACAGCAACUUUGGUCGUCUUGUCUCCGGUAUCAGCCUCGUGCUUUUCGGAAUCCGGUACAUGAUUGGGACUUUCUGGUACGGCAAGACAGAAGACCAUGCUCUUCGAAUCCCAAAGAAAUUUGUUGAAAAGAUGAGGGAUCAUGCGCUUCUUGAAAUGGCUACGCCAGGCACCACUGAAAAGCCCUUUGUGAGCGAAGGCGACAUUGUCAUUGCUUGGUGGGUAAGGACAAUGGUGGCAGCAUUGAAACCAUCCGCAAAGCGAGCAGUGACAUUGAUGAACGUGUUCAAUGUGUGGAAGCUCUUUCCCGAGCGCUACCCUGCAGGCGGUGCAGGUGUGGUUGCCAACUCAUUCUUCUAUUCGUACACGCUGCUAGGCGCGGAUAAAAUCAUGCAAGAUAAAAGUCUAGCAUAUGUGGCAGCAACCAAUCGCGCAGCUCUUAUGGAACAUCGAACCAGAGCACAAGUCGAAGCCAUGACUUCGAUUCAAAGGAAAACCCCCUUCCAAGCAGCUCCGAUUGUCGGGGCAUCAGAUCAGCUAUUUCUGGCCUGUAGCAAUCAGCAUAUGGCAAAAUACUAUGAGCUCGAUUUUUCCGUUGCUGUCCUUUCUGUGGGGAUCCCACUGGAUAACAGACCGCAUGCUUUGGGUAGACCAUCAUUUAUCUCCAACAUUGAGAACAUCAGGAAAUAUCCUACUCAAAAUGUGGCGAGAAUCACUGGAAAGGACGCAGCUGGCGAUUGGUGGAUGAUUUUCAAGUCACGGUCUGGAGCAUGGCCCGAGAUUCACAGACAACUGAUGGCAAUUUACGAAACAGACGAGGCGAGUUAG